GUGAGCAGUGGCGCGUCUGAACUGAGUAGAGAGGCGGAGAGGCAAGGGAGUGGGGAGUAGGGUAAAGAGCCAAAGAGAGACCUGAUAUCUACUGGAUGACGGUCAGUUAAUAUUGGUCUACACUGAAUUGACAACCACGGGUAUCACCGAUACAAGCGAUUUGGACCUACCCAAGAUAUGGCUGCCUCUUGGUCUGCUUGAAAAACAAAUGAAGGAAGAUGAUGAUCACGCCCCCCACACACCAUUCUGCAAGCUUUACUGAGGAAACCAUUGAUUCGCCCAAGAUGACAACAGCAGCCGCCUACAACUAGAAGACUCAGAGACCCUGGAGAUGCGCCCCACUUCAGAGAGUAAUCACCUGAAGCCUGCUUCUCCUGUCGCCUGCUCUGGUCCAGUCAUCUGGGGUUGAGUGGACGCUCACAGCCAAGCCUCGCCACACCCCGGUAGAGUUGCAUCUGAAACACCUCACCUUUUCUUAUCUCUGCCCACUGGAAUAAAUGAGUGGACCGGCUGGAGAGGACAGGGCUGGGACAUGUACCAGAACCCACACAGAAUGUCCUGGUUCAGCGGCUUCCUAGUCGCUAGAGUGGAUGACCGUAAGACUGCGUGGGGAGAGCGCAAUGGCAAGAAGUCCAAAAGGAAGGGAGGCUCGUCUCUCUGCAACCCACGUUACAUGAGCUGUCUGCGGGAUCCAGACACCAUGGAGCCCCCUUCUGGAGCCCCCCUCCCCCAGCACCACCGUGGAGGCGGGUCCGGGGCCAUGGGUGGAGGGGGCAACUUUGGCGUUCGCUUCGGCUGGCAGGAGGACCACUAUGGCAAGAGGGGAGGGGCCCCUGGGGAAGGGGUGGGGCUGAAAUCUGUCGAUUUGGGCUUCGAGGAUGGGGACUUGAAGGGGAGGAAGGGGGGGUGUAACGGUGGGCAUGGUGAGGGGGGGGACGAUGGUCCGAAUGGGGGAGGGGGGGUGACCGCUGCAGACUGCUGGCUCAGAGUGGUGCGUGUUUUCCAAUCAAAGAAGUUCCAGUCUUGUAAGCUGGAGCGUCUGUACCAACGCUAUUUCUUCAGACUCAACCAGAGCUCCCUGACCAUGCUGAUGGGCGUGCUGGUCAUUGUGUGUGGCGUGAUGCUGAUCUUCCACUGUGUCCAUGCUGCCCCUCAUGUAGCCUACUCCUCGGCCCUGUCUGUGGCCAUGGCUCUCUUCAUGGCUCUCAUGGUGGUGUGCAACCGCAACGGCUUCCACCAGGACUAUAUGUGGAUGGUCAGCUAUCUGGUGAUCGGGGUGUUGAUUUCAGUGCAGGUGUUCGGGGUCCUGAUGGUGGCCCCUCGGAGCGCCUCUGAGGGGAUCUGGUGGUCCGUGUUCUUCAUCUACAUCAUCUACACUCUACUGCCUGUAAGGAUGAGGGCAGCAGUGUUGAGCGGAGCAGUGCUGUCCACCAUCCACCUGGUCACAACCUGGCAGAUCAACCAGGAAGAUAAAUUCUUCUGGAAGCAGGUGAGUGCCAACGUGUUGAUCUUCUUGUGCACCAACAUCAUUGGCAUCUGUACCCACUACCCUGCUGAGGUUUCCCAGAGACAGGCCUUCCAGGAGACCAGGGGCUAUAUCCAGGCCAGACUGCACCUACAGAGGGAGAACCAGCAGCAGGAGCGCCUGUUGCUGUCUGUGUUGCCAAGGCAUGUUGCUAUGGAGAUGAAAGCUGACAUUAACGCAAAGAAAGAAGACAUGAUGUUUCAUAAGAUCUACAUCCAGAAGCACGAUAACGUUAGUAUUCUGUUUGCAGACAUUGAGGGCUUCACCAGCCUGGCCUCUCAAUGCACUGCUCAAGAGUUAGUCAUGACACUCAAUGAGCUUUUUGCUCGCUUCGACAAGCUGGCAUCGGAGAACCACUGUCUGCGUAUCAAGAUCCUGGGGGAUUGUUACUACUGUGUGUCUGGGCUGCCCGAGCCCAGGGCCGACCACGCUCACUGCUGUGUGGAAAUGGGCGUUGACAUGAUAGAGGCCAUCUCGCUGGUGCGAGAGGUGACCGGGGUCAACGUGAACAUGCGUGUGGGCAUCCACAGUGGGCGUGUGCACUGCGGGGUGCUGGGACUCAGGAAGUGGCAGUUUGACGUAUGGUCCAAUGAUGUCACGCUAGCCAACCACAUGGAGGCCGGGGGCAAAGCAGGACGUAUUCACAUCACCAAGGCCACUCUGCAGUACCUGAACGGGGACUAUGAGGUGGAGCCAGGCUUCGGAGGCGAGAGGAACGCCUACCUGAAGGAGAACAACAUUGAGACCUUUCUGGUGCUGGGCUGCAGCCAAAAAAGGAAAGACGAGAAGGCCAUGAUGGCUAAGAUGCAGCGGACACGGGCCAACUCCAACGAGGGUCUGAUGCCUCGCUGGGUGCCUGACAGAUCCUUCUCCAGGACCAAGGACUCCAAAGUCUUCAGACAGAUGGGAAUUGAUGAGACAUCCAGCAAAGACAACCGCGGCAUUCAGGAGGCAAUGAACCCAGAGGAUGAGGUGGAUGAGUUCCUGGGACGAGCCAUUGACGCCCGCAGCAUCGACCAGCUGAGGAAAGACCAUGUCAAGAAGUUCUUGCUCACCUUCCAGACCCCUAGCCUGGAGAAAAAGUAUUCAAAGAAGGUGGAUGAUCGUUUUGGGGGAUAUGUGGCCUGCACUCUACUGGUCUUCUGUUUCAUCUCCUUCAUUCAGAUUGUCAUCUUUCCACAUACACCAGUCAUGCUGGGAAUCUACAUCAGUAUCUUCAUCAUCCUUGCCAACAUCCUCUUCAUCUGUGCCAUAUACUCUUGCAUAAAGCUUUUUCCAGCUGCCAUGCAGACAGUGUCAAAGAAGAUUGUCCAGUCCCGCACCAAGAGCACACUUGUCGGGGUGUUCACUAUCAUCCUUGUCUUCAUCUCUGCCUUUGUCAACAUGUUUGCCUGUGACACAGAAAGCUUGGCGGAGUGCGUUGCCCGGAAGCUAAACACCUCUGUUGCCAUGGUGACGCCCUGUCUAAUCCACAGCUUGAACGUGUCUGUGGAUGGGGGUCUGGAGAUGUGCCCUAGCGAUGGCCCCUCCUGCCCCUUCCCAGAGUAUUUCAGCUACAGUGUGCUGCUGACGCUGCUGGCCUGCUCAGUGUUCCUGCAGAUCAGCAGCAUUGGCAAGCUGGCCCUCAUGCUACUGAUCCAGCUCACCUUCCUGCUGCUGGUGGAGUGGCCACAAGUGGCGCUGUUCGACAACGCCGACCUCUUUGUCACCUCCAAUGCCAUUGAUUUAAGUGAAGCUACUCAGCGGUCCAGUUUCAAUGAAACUACAGACCAGUGCCCAUUCAGUGAGACCAAAGUGUCCCUGAGGGUCAUGACCCCAGUGAUCCUAACAGUGUUUGUGCUGGCGCUGUACCUGCACGCCCAGCAGGUGGAGUCCACAGCACGCCUCGAUUUCCUCUGGAAACUACAGGCCACUGAGGAGAAGGAGGAGAUGGAGGAGCUGCAGGCCUACAACCGGCGCCUCCUUCACAACAUCCUGCCCAAGGACGUGGCCGCCCACUUCCUGGCGCGCGAACGCCGCAACGACGAGCUGUACUACCAGUCGUGCGAGUGCGUGGCCGUCAUGUUCGCCUCCAUCAGCAACUUCUCUGAGUUCUACGUGGAGCUGGAGGCCAACAACGAGGGGGUGGAGUGUCUCCGGCUGCUUAACGAGAUCAUUGCUGACUUUGACGAGAUCAUCAGCGAGGAGAAGUUCCGUCAGCUGGAGAAGAUCAAGACCAUCGGCUCCACCUACAUGGCCGCCUCCGGCCUCAACGACUCCACCUACGACCGCGAAGGCCGUUCCCACAUCCUGGCCCUGGCUGACUACGCCAUGCGCCUCAGGGAGCAGAUGAAGUACAUCAACGAGCACUCAUUCAACAACUUCCAGAUGAAGAUAGGUCUGAACAUUGGGCCAGUGGUUGCUGGGGUAAUUGGUGCUCGGAAACCACAGUAUGAUAUCUGGGGGAAUACAGUCAACGUGGCUAGUCGUAUGGACAGCACAGGAGUCCCCGAUCGCAUUCAGGUGACCACAGACCUACACCAGGUGCUUGAAGAUAAAGGGUACAUACUUGAGUGUCGUGGAGUUGUGAAGGUCAAAGGUAAAGGGGAAAUGACAACCUACUUCCUGAAUGAAGGACCACCCAACAGUUAGCAGCCAUGGCCACUGGAGCUGGGAAGAUUCCCACUGCAAGGACAGCACCACUGAGGGAGGACUCACAUCGCAAACCAAUGGCUAACAACUAACAAUGCCAUCUCAAGAAAACUGAGCAAAGAAGAAAAGACUUUGAGACUCCACGACUUCAGAAGGAAAAUGUUCUUGCUGAGAAGGAAAGGGAUGUGUGACACAGCCGGGUCUUGGCCCACAUACAGUACACAUUAAAGGACAAGUGAUUUUCUCUUGUCGAGCCUCUCUCUCAGGCUACUUGAAAGAUGCAAAGUCUGUUUAUUUAAAACAAAGCCUUUAGCCUGUGUCAAAAGAAGAUAAACGCUGUACAAAAGGCUACUUUUUUGACCUAUUUUGUGUGAUUUUUUCAGUCGUUUUUAUUUCAUGAGUAUUAUGAAGCAGGUACUCAUGUUUUAUUUCUGGAUUACUUAUUUAUUUUGAAAUAGAUGUUUUGUGCAAAAAGUCCUUUAUAAAAAAGUGUGAAUACAUACUUGCACAAAUAUCCAGUUUAUUACACGUUUAUAAGUGUGUAUGUACAUGCAUAUUUGUGUGUGUAUGAAUAUGUGUUUAAAUUGAGAAGGAAAAUAUUGACCAAAGACCAAAGUAUUUACUAAAAACUAGGCAAGACAUGUUUGUUAGGUUCUCACAAAAGUCUGCAAAGUUCAGUGACCACCAACUCAAUCUGUUACACGGCAGACAGUACCCUUCUUUCAGUGCUGUCAGCAGAGUUGCAGAGUUUGAACAAAAUACGUCAAAUUACUUUUUCAGUCAUCUGGCACAGUACAGUAUAUUGUCAACAGCUUCUCCAGGAUUAUUCUCUGUCUCUUUCAUUUUUGAAGAGAAGAUUAGAAGUCUUUAUUCAGCUCAGCUCUCAGGGGACAGGAUAUAGCAUUUGCACCCUGGAUUUGACCCCGCCCACCAUAAGAGGCAGGAAAUACAGUAGCUUCUUUGACUAUGAUAAUUUAUUUUGAAUUGCUCCGCCCCUUUCUAAAAAAAAUUGGGGGGCAAACCGAAAUGAGGGACUCUGAACCAGGAGAAGGUUUCCGGUACCACCUAUCUAGGGAAGCCGUGACAAUGAAAACAGUGGUACCAGACCAACUCACAGGUCUGAAUCGCUAGAGAAUCUUUUCUAAAGAAAGAAUGAUAUAUAUAGAUAUAUGUAUAUAUAUAUGUACAGUAUAUACAUAUAUACAUAACAUAUAUACAUAUUUAAAUAUAUGUAAAGAUAGAUGGAGAGAUAAUGACUGAAUACUGUGCUUUGUAAUUUUGAAGGGGCAUAACUAUUUUCACUGUGAGGUUUAUAUGAUACGACAAACUGCUUUCUUGCCAAACCUAACUGCUCUAAAGCAUGUCUGAUUGUGGUAUCCUGUUUUCAUUUAUGUUUGUUUGUUUUAACGUUGGGUAUUUUGUAUGACCUCUGUAUCCAUCAUUUGUAUAUUCUUAUAGUUGUUAUUAUUAUUCUGAUUCUGGUUAAUUAAUAUGCUGAUUAUAAUGAUUCCAUUCCAAUGAUAAGGAACAAAGACCAGCACGCUUUCAUGUAAAAUGCCAGACCUAAGCUCAAGCUCAUUGGUACCAACUGAUCAACUGCAGCCAAGCCCUCUUCUGUCUCCUUGCCAUUAAGUGACCAGUUAACACAUGCAGUAUACAGAUUACCCACAGUACCGUUUACCCAGAACACACAGCUGCAGUAUUACACAUCUCAGUCAGGUAGGUGUUGAUGCCUUCCUUUUCAGGGUUCACACCUAUCCUGAGAUACCGAGCAUUGAUACCUCUACGGUAGUCUCCUACUAUGAGAACUGGACUGGAAAGAAUACAAUCAUGAAAUGCCUGAUUGUUCUGUAUUCCAUUCAGUGCUUAAAGGGGACUGGAAAAAAAAUCCCUGCUUUAUGAUUUGAUUGCCUUAAUAGAACAAAUCACACAGCAGGAAAAGGAGCAAUGCCUGAUCCUCUGAUCAGCCAGACAGUAAGAAAGACAUGAAGGAGAGAAGGUGGUUUGUGAAAUCAGUUCAAACCUUCUCCCACCACCUGUCAACAUCCCCAGUCAGAAGCAACUUGUCAUCCAGUACCCUGGUUGACAGUGGCAACUUACAGUUGAUCAUGUUUGUACCAAAGCCAGCUCAUGCAGCCUUGUGCUAUUGGGAACGCCAGGGAACAGUCAUGGGUGAUGGUCAGAGAUAUGACCAAUGAAGAGCAAUUCACAUAGUUAAACAAAAUCUUAGAAUGAACAUGUUUUUUCAUGACAAUGUGCAUUGUAUUGAUUCUAUUUCCUGUUCUGUCUUUGGAGUUGGGUAGAUGGCUGACUCUAGGGGUGUUUCUGGGAACAGAGGAGAGUUGUUCUAGAACUACAGAAAGUGUUCUGCUCAGGCCAGAUGAAUCCUAUCCUAUUAUUUUUAUUUGUUUGUAUUUUACCUGUUGAAAGAUUUUAAAAGGGGACUGUUGAAGUAUAUGAAAAGUUGAGGACUAUGACAAAGAGAAACAUGACAUUUCCCCUUGAAAAAUAAAAGAUCAAUGGCU
Hypomesus transpacificus is the source of this 6681-nucleotide messenger RNA. Its product is annotated as adenylate cyclase type 6-like. Gene Ontology annotation, biological process: adenylate cyclase-inhibiting G protein-coupled receptor signaling pathway; intracellular signal transduction; adenylate cyclase-activating G protein-coupled receptor signaling pathway. Gene Ontology annotation, cellular component: plasma membrane. The transcript is spliced from 25 exons. Bases 533 to 4156 code for a protein of 1207 amino acids. The record is from RefSeq and is a predicted model, not a curated record. Lineage: Eukaryota; Metazoa; Chordata; Actinopteri; Osmeriformes; Osmeridae. Gene Ontology annotation, molecular function: adenylate cyclase activity.